AUGCAGUUCACCAUCACCGCCGUCCUUGCCUUUGCCGCCACCGCCGCCUUUGCUGCUCCUCUCGAGGGACGCCAGGCCGGCAUCUGCUCUUCCGGCACUCCUCUCUGCUGCGCUACUGAUGUCCUGAACGUCGCCGACCUCAACUGCUACAACCCCGCCACCACUCCUGCCAACGUCGAUGAACUCAUCACCGGCUGUGCUGAUGCCGGUCAACAAGCCAAGUGCUGCCUUAUCCCCAUCCUUGGCCAGGCCCUCAUCUGCAACGACGUCUCGCCUUCCGCUGGCGGCGCUUCCACCUCCUAA
This is a messenger RNA of Exserohilum turcica Et28A, 303 nucleotides long. RefSeq lists its product as uncharacterized. The transcript has 2 exons. Gene Ontology annotation, cellular component: extracellular region. Bases 1 to 303 code for a protein of 100 amino acids. The record is from RefSeq and is a predicted model, not a curated record. Lineage: Eukaryota; Fungi; Ascomycota; Dothideomycetes; Pleosporales; Pleosporaceae.